AUGGAUCGAAGCAACACCCCAGACCGAAAAAUCACCGAUAUGAAGGAGAAACGCCGCUUAGAAAUUGAUCCCAUUCGUGUUGCCCCCCCAAGACUUGAUCCAUACCGAAGACGUCUGGCCCGAUUCUACGAGCCAUUAUUUCUCUUGAGGGCACUUGGACAAACGCGAGGCGAGCAUACACCCCAGCCCACGAGCUUCGAUGCUCCUAUGGAAAUCAGGAGAAGAUUCUUACAGAACCUUGCUUAUGUGUGUGAUUUCAAGAAAGGAGGGGAGACUUGCACCGCAAUAGGCUUGGAAAGUCGCCAAACACGCUACCUGUUUUGGGUUGCUUCAAACGCGAUGGUCGAAAAGAUAGUUUCUUUUCUCAACGAAGCUCUCGACGUCUUGAUGGGCACGAACAGCCAGCCUGACUUGGAUCUGGCAGCCACGGAGUCUGCAUUCAUUCAGCUUUGCGCAGACUUUGCAAUUUUUCGUAUCGACCUGGAGCGCAAGAAUUUCCAAAGAGAGGCAAUGAACUGCAUUUCAAGACUCACAGAAAAAUCACCAAAACCUGCCCAGGAACUGGUCAAAUGGCUGCACAUAGCCGUUAAUCACAGUCACAACAUCGAGCUUUGCAACUUCGCGUAUGAGAACCGCAAUUCGAUCUAUAUCGACCAGCUUGCAGCAAUGGCAUUACAAGAAGAGAACAAACUAGACCCUGCAGGCAGACGGUCAUGUUUUUCCUCAGCCCGACAUGACAUUUUAGCGCUUGCCCGUCACAUACGAGCACCAAAAGAGCUCGUCGAAGACUCCUCUCAUUUGGGACACAUAUUGCAAACAUAUGAUGUUUUUGGCAUUGAUCCAUUUCCAAGUGUACCAGGACCAGUGCGCGAUUUACAUACAAACCUCCGCGGAAUCCUGAAACGUAUGUAUAGAACGCCAGGAGAGGAAAAGGAAACUGUCGAGCAAGGUCUCCUCUACUUGAAUAAAAUUUCAGGUUCUCUAAUCUUCGAGCAUUUUAUGAAACAAUACGAACAACCUGGUCCUCAAGUUCAUGCAGAAGUUCAAGUAUUAGAGCAUUUUUACCAGAAAAAUCUCACCUUUGCUGACGGCGAUCAAUUUAUUGCAUGCAGCAAGCCCGCUUGUCUUUGCUGUGAGCUAUACUUCAAGCAUCAUCCAGCGCGCAUGGUGCUGCCUUCAUCACAUCGGAAAGUCUGGACAAGAUGGAGUCCUCCAGCCCUGAAGGCGUUUAUCAAGAAUGACAUGGCAACUCGAGAGCAAAUCCAGAUUAUGAGCAAGAUUACGCAAGAGCUCCGUGAUCAGAUCAUUGACCAAGUAUUGCGGCGCUCGCAAGCAAGCCGCUGGCAUCCAGACUCUAUGACUUGCAUCACGGAGAUGCCCUCUGUAAGUAGCUUCAAUUCGCUUGACGAGCAAGACAUUUGCGAAAAUGCAUACAGCGAAUCUGUUGCAGAUCCUUUGGAAAGUCCAGAGACCGGAGAGCGAGGUGGGCUAGACCAGGAAAUUGAUUCGGAGGAUGGCGGCGUGUCCAUUCAUGUUUAA
Messenger RNA from Penicillium expansum, 1539 nucleotides. Its product is annotated as nucleic acid/nucleotide deaminase domain-containing protein. NCBI's taxonomy places the organism in Eukaryota, Fungi, Ascomycota, Eurotiomycetes, Eurotiales, Aspergillaceae. Bases 1 to 1539 code for a protein of 512 amino acids. The transcript is spliced from 2 exons. The record is from RefSeq and is a predicted model, not a curated record.